UAAAAUAAAAAAUGAUGAAUAUCCAGACCAUAGAACAUGUGGCAGAUUGUGUACCACUGUACUUGCCGCACAGCCUUUAUCUCAAGCCUUUGGCCAAGUUGAAUAUAUCGGUGGCCUUGCCCAUCAACAAAAUGGGCAAAUCCAUAUCAAAUCUUGACAUUAUGGAAAAACUAAGUCAAGCCCUAAAACCGGAUAAAUUCCUAGUACUCAAGGUCUCAAAGACAACGGUGGAUUUUAUACGUUUCGAAGCCGAACUGGAUGAUAGAUCACGUCUCCGAUCUUGUAUAAAUCGUCUCGAUGGGGUAUCCUUGAAAAUUUCCGGUUUUCAUGAAAGUUUUCGGGUACGAGUCUCCGAAGCAAAAGAUGAUUUUCCAACCCGUCACGAUUGGGAUUCAUUUUUUCGUGAUGCCCAUAAAAUGGAUGAAAUGAAGGCGGGUGAACGGCCAGAUACCAUACACUUGACACAUUUACCCAUCAAAUGGUUCUGUCCGCGUCACAUGGAAAACGAAGAAAAUGUCAAACCAUCGGAGGGUAUUUUUAAACGAAUUUUCGAGAAAUUUGGCAGUGUCCGUUGUGUGGAUAUACCCAUCUGUGAUCCAUAUCGCAAGAAAAUGAAUGCUGAUAUCAAUGGAAUGAAAACAUUCGGAUUCGAUCAGGAGGUCCUUUUUGAAGCUUAUGUCCAAUUCGACGAAUAUGUUGGCUUCGUUCGAGCCAUGGAUGAAUUUCGUGGUAUGAAGUUGGUGCGCAAAUAUAUCGACAAAACCCAAGCGAUUAACAUCGGCGUGACCUUUGAUACCACAAAACAUUUAAGUGAUGCCCAAAUACAACGUCGAGAAAGGGUACGAAAACAUAUCAUUGCCAAAGCUAAGGCCGAGGAGGAGGAAGUUGAACGGCGCAAAAAAUUGGAGCAACAAAAACUGGAAGAACAAAGGAAAAAAGAAGAAGAAGAAAAGCUAGCCGAACUGGAACGACAACGUGAACGUGAAGAAAAACGCAAAGAGAAACAUCUGAAGAAGAUCCAAGAGAAAGGUUCCAUUGAAAUCUCACAAAAGAUACGCGUCGAAGAACGGAAACUGAUGAUUGCGCAAAGGAAAUUAGAAAGUAUACGGAUAUUGGAACAGGUCUUUAGUCGGAUAAAGCUCAAACACUUGGCGAAAUAUGGUUCCACCUCAUCAUCAAAAUAUCAAGCUGAAAUGGCUCGCGAUACAGUUCGCGAACGUUUAGUGGAGAAAUAUAAAAGUGCCACAGAAAAGUUGCUCAGUGAUCAGCAAAAACUUGUUGAAGAUAUAAAGAAUCAAACCCCCUUAAUUGGCUUGCUGAAGACGAAAAAGGAUAAAGAAACAACUAGCGUGGCGGCAGCAGCUAAAGUAACCACCACACCAGAAGUUCCUGCCAUUCCAAAUCCAGCUGCGGCGGCGGCAGCUGCUGUAGCGGCAAAUGCUGCUGCUAAUCCUUUCAAAACUAUUGCUGCCUUGGGUGCCAACUAUAAUACUGAGGCAGCUGCGGAAUGGAUGAAAUCUUUGACAAUGUUUCCAUAUGGAAAUAUACCCGGUCUCUUUCCUGGCCUGCCUUCAAUGUAUCGACCACCAACGUUUCCGGUUCCAAUGAAUUAUCGCGGAUUUGCACCACGAAUACGUGGUCGUGGCAGGGGACGAGGACGCGGUCGUGGUGGUUAUGAGGGCCAAUCAUCGUCCUACAGUAAAUAUCAUUAUAAUCAUGACGAUCGUGAUCGUCGUUAUGACGAUGAGGAGGAUGAUGAGGAUGGUGGCAGAGGGAAUUAUCACAAGUCCUCUUAUUCGAGGGGAAGACGCUAUUCGCGCUCACGAUCUCGUAGCCGCUCAAGAGAUCGACGCACCCGUUCCAGAUCUCGCUCAAGAUCCCGAUCACGUUCGAGAUCUCGCUCACGCUCCCGGUCGCGAGAUCGUCGGUCUCGCUCAAGAACUCGAUCCCGCACCCAUUCUCGUUCACGCCAUCGUCACUAUUCGAAACGGUCGCGUUCUCGAUCACGUUCCAGAUCUUAUUCUCGUUCCGAGAGUAGAUCUCGCUCACGGUCACGAGUACGUUCACGUGAAGACAAAAAUCGUAGUAAAUCAUCACGCUCUAAAUCGCCAACACAAUUGAGGCCUCCAGAGAAAGUUAAUCGCAAACUGGUUUCAACACGUCGAUCACGUUCUACCUCACAUGAGUCGAGAUCACGUUCUCGUUCCCAUUCGAGGACACAUUCAAAACGUUCAUGGUCUCGUCGUGAUGAUGGUAGUCGUGAUCGUCGAUCAUCGGCAUCGAGGAGCAGUAAAGUUGUCAUUGAAACCGAUGAAUUGGUCAAAUCGGCGGAGAUAAUUAAAACAACGAUAGAAAAGGAUAUGCAGGAAAGGAUGCGUCAUGAGAAACGUGAAAUACGUGAGACGUUUACCAAACGUCAUAAGGACGUUUUAGCACACAAUGCCUCCUUGGCAGCGACAAACAAUUUGCCACCAACAACAACUGCAAGUAGCGGCGGUGGUGGCAGCAGUAGUGCUGGCAUAGACAGUGGUCAUGCCACCUCUGAACAUUCAGCCAAUGAAUCUUCAGCUCCCGAUAAAAAUUCAUCACGUGAUGAGGAACAUGACGCAAGAGAUGAUGAUGAUGGCGAAGAACACGCACCCAGAUCACGACGCGAAAAAUACUAUUCCGAAUCGUCUAGACGUAAUUCAUACAAUGAGGAACAUUCAUCACGUCAUAGAUCACGUCACAAUUCUCUAACGACAGACCAAAGUCACUCGACAAAACAUCACUCUUCGUCGGAACACACGUCUAGACGUCGGACACCUGAACGCCGUGAGUCCAAACGUAGAUCUUCGGAACGUAGUUCAACACGGCAUAAAUCACCAGUGACCGCACCAACUUCGGAUUCACACAAAAGUCGUCAUAAAUUAUCAGAGCGAAGUUCAAGAUUACCCUCACUAGAUCGUAGUCCUAGUUGUUAA
Molecule: messenger RNA, 2963 nt
Organism: Musca vetustissima
Lineage: Eukaryota; Metazoa; Arthropoda; Insecta; Diptera; Muscidae
Product: A-kinase anchor protein 17A-like
Exons: 6
Coding region: 12-2963 (983 amino acids)
Source: RefSeq, a predicted model, not a curated record